Molecule: messenger RNA, 2634 nt
Organism: Saccharomyces cerevisiae S288C
Lineage: Eukaryota; Fungi; Ascomycota; Saccharomycetes; Saccharomycetales; Saccharomycetaceae
Gene: SND1
Product: Snd1p
Exons: 1
Coding region: 1-2634 (877 amino acids)
Cellular component (GO): cytoplasm
Source: RefSeq, marked reviewed
AUGGACACUGUCGGUACGGACGCAGCAGCCGCGAGCAUUAAUGAGCGUCGCUUUGCCCAGUCCACUUCACCAAAAGUUAGUGUGAAGUCACAGGACUCGCUGUUUCUGAUCACUUACUCCAACAUGCAGCAGACAGUGGUACAAGCGUCUUUGGCGGACCGGUACCCUUCGCUAAAGAAGCUUAACAUCCUACUUUACAUAGAUAUCCCUACGAUCGACUACUACAACGAUGAGAUGACUCAUAACAAGCUUUCCAGACUGAAUAAACGGUUUAAGCUGCAUCGGCUUAGAAAUUCGAUCGCGCAAAGUUUUUCCAACACAUCUACUGCGGAAGAUAACGAUAAGUUUUGGGAGGAGUUGAAAAGUCUGAUCAGCUCUCGCAGCACACCGGAAAACAAGUUUGAUCUGAAUGUACUGGUGUCGUCUUCGGGGUCUUUACGUUACGUGGAGACCAUAAGAUUUUUGGUUGAAAAAUUGUUUAAUUCUUUCAAAGACUUGUAUGUUCAAAAGAAACUAAACCUAUGUUUCCAGAUCAACGUUUCUCCCACCUCUCUCAAGUGGUUUUCUACUUUCCUGAACGCAGAACUGCUUAAUUUAAAAAUCAUUAAUUGGCAGAAUAUUGGUUCUUUCACUAAGACAAUCCAGAACUCCAAGUCACUCCCGUUCAAAGAGUACUACACCAAGUUGAACGAGAAAUUCACCGGCUCAAACCAGAGCAAUGGUAGCAUGCAAGACCAGACUGUCUUGGAUUCCAUAGUUAUUGUCACGAAUAGCACGGGGGUAAAAGCACUGCUGACUUUGUUGUCAGACCACCCUCUCACCAGCCUUAUCUCCCAGGAAUCAAUAAAAGCGCUACAUGAAUAUUCAGAUGCUGUUAACGAAGAUAAGGGCGACGACCAGAGCAACACAAGUUUGAAAAGAAACUCUUCGUCGUUGUUGAAUUUUCAAAACUCGGUUUUAACCUCCAAUAAAGACAAGUCCGUCAGAAUUAGGUCGUUGUCUAUCAACAGAAAAUCCAACAGGGCACAUAUGUUCAAAACGAACGAAUCCAUCACAACUAUCCCAUCAACGUCAAUCAACAAUCUUAUUGGUCAGGAAUCCAACCUACGCAAGCAGCCUUCGGGAACUGCACUGCAUUUACAAUCGCAUCUGCAUCCACAUUCCCGUUCACAAUCCUAUUCUAGUUCUAAUAUGUCCAGAUCGCCUUCUCCCUUCCCCUACGGAAAGACACCAUCAAACGACGAACUAGUAUAUGACGAGUUAAACAACCAAAUCAACGAAGUGCAAGACCGUGCUAAGAAUGAGGAAAUUGUCCUGUACAACAAUAAUAAUUAUGACGAUUAUACAAAAGAACGAGGGGAACAAGAGCAGGAUAGAACCUCAUACGCAGAUGAAUAUGGCUUUAAUUACGAUGAUGAAGAAGGUGGAAAUGAAGACAACUAUGAUGAUGAUGAAGACGAUGAUGACGAUGAUGACGAUGACGAUGAGAGUGACGAUGAAGGUUUGAGCUUUUACGCUCCAAGCAUUUUGUCCCGCUCUGGUUCGAGCACAGACGUGUUAUCCUCCGGAAUAGAUUCUAUGGCAAAAAAUUCGAAGGAAACAAGGGGUAGGUUUAGGUCCUUGAGUUUAAUGGACCCUGCUCUGCAAAAGCCGUUCAACCAGAAAUUUCCAAACAGCCAACAACCCGAUUCUGCAGGGGCUUCAUCACCUAAAAGAUCGACCUCUUCAAACCAUUUUACUAACGUCUACGUGCACGAUGGUGAUUUUGACGGGACAGACACUAUCAACAACAAAAAGAAUCUAUCGUCUGCAACGCUUAUUAAAAGGAAAUCUUUGAUGAACAGAAACUUGGCUCCUUCUAUUAGUAAUGGAUUGAUACCUCCGGAAUUUAUUUCCCGAAUAUCUACGCCCUCUACAAGCGCAAGUAGUUCAAACUCCUCGUUGAAUGACAUGUCUACAGUAUCAAACGCAUUUUCCAAAUUAUUAAAUGACACAAGUAAGAAGCAAAAAUUCUUGAAUUCACCAAUUCCACAACAUACACAACAGGCAUCUCCAUUACUAAUGAGAAAUAAUUCAAACAGUAACUUGCUAUUUGAGAAGAAUUUGAUCAACAAGUCAUUUGAAGAACUGAGAAGACAACCAUCAGUUAACCUUUUUAGCACCUUGAUGAAUGGUAACAUGGAAAAGAAUGGUUUGGCACUAAACUUCAAGUCCAGAACGCCUACAGAUGCGUUGAUGGCGAAUAGCAUUAAAAAUAGUAACAAUUCCAGUCAUAGGUUACUAAAUCUCGAGGAAGAAGACCAAAUCAUGUCUGGAUCUCUCCCCAAAGAACGCGAGGACGAUAACGAUUCGACUAAUAGCACAAUAGUACCGAAUCACCCAGACAAUGAUAACUAUAAUGAUAAUGAUAACGACAAUAAUACUGGUAUAAAUUCCAAUAAUUUCAAUCUAAAUCUCUAUGAUGACAAUGAUAGUGCAGGCUUUACAGAUGUAACAACUGAAGGAGUGAAAUACUCAAACUCGAAUUCUACAGUCACCAAACCCGUUUAUAAAAAAGCCGUCACCCUGGAUUUAUACGGCGAAGAUGAUAUGGAUAACAUGGGAGGAUGGGUAUUAGGAGGUAAUGCCCGGUAA